CACAACACAGCUCAACACACACAGUCACACUGUGAAGCCAACAGGCCCUGUGGAGCAGGUGCUGCCACACUCCGCAAGGCGCUUGUCCAUUUCACGGGACAACAAGACAGAGAGAAAUCUCACAGUCCAACUUGGUGCAAUAAGUUGGGAAGUGGCUGUAAAGUUCUGGAUGUCUGUGGUGUGUUAUUUGCAGACAGUGAAGCUCUUUCUUUAUAAAUAGCUCCAGAGAGGGGAUUGAUUGACAUCUGCAGCCAUUCACUGGGGCAGAGGCAAAGCUCAGAGGGAGAAUGCUGGAGUUGUGAGUCUAGUCUACAGCGGUUGGAUUACUCUCUGUGUUAUCCCAAGUGCAUUGUUGGAGGAGCCUGCCGUGGUUUGAUCACACCAACAGCAUUGAUCCACUGACCCCAACGGCCUGACUGGAGAUCUGACACGAUCCAGGGAGCAGAGAAGAGAAAAGAAACGAAAAGCGGAAAAAUGAGUUUCCAGCGUCUGAUCCGGUCUGCUUCAACCAACGGCCGUUAUUCUUCAGAUAACGAGAGCAAUGGGGGAGAGCAAGGGCCCACACGGAGUGAGACCAGCCGUAACUACUUUCUCAAUGUGCGCCCUGAGAACAGGCAAACCUUCUGCACCAUCAUGGCUCAUCUCACUGAAGAGACUCAGCCUUGUUUUGAAACAACGUUGAAAUCCCGUGCGGUAUCUGAGGACAACGACGUCAAGUUUCACUGCAUUGUCACAGGUUACCCAGAGCCAGAGGUCACAUGGUACAAGGAUGACAUGGAGAUGGACCGAUAUUGUGGACUUCCCAAAUAUCAAAUAUUCCGCAAUGGAAAGAAGCAUUCUCUUCAUGUCUUCAAGUGUACGGAGGAGGACGCUGCCAUUUACCAGGCGUCGGCCCGGAACAGCAAAGGGAUUGUGUCGUGCUCCGGCAUCCUGGAGGUGGGCACCAUGAGCGAGUACAAGAUCCACCAGCGCUGGUUUGGCAAACUCAAGCAGAAGGCGGAGGCCAAGCGGCGGGAGCUGGAGCGGGGCAAGGAGAACAUGCAACGAGCUCCCAGCGACGAACGCGUGGAUCUCCUGCGGACGGUGAAUCCGGAGAAGGCUCAGCGCAAACGCAAGUCGUACGGUCAGGCCCGCACGGCGUCAGCCAGCUCGGUGUCAGCCAGCUCGGUGUCAGCCAGCUCGGUGUCAGCCAGCUCGGUGGGCAACACAGAGGAGAAGCUCAAAGGGUUACUCCCAGACCCCGAGACCAGGCUACACCAUCGACCGGCCACUACGCCCAGGGCCGGAGUGUCGGACAAACCGCCCAUUCCCUUCUCCGAGGUCCACAAUGGCUACGUAAGAGGCCCCCAAGGGGUCAGGCUCAACGCCAAGGAAGAUGCCAGGGAAGCUUCGGUGAAGAAUUUGCAGGAAAACCCGGUGGAGAAUGGGAUUUCGUUCAUGGACUACAUUUACAAGACGGUGGAGAUGGUGACGGCCAAACCCACGAGCAAGGAGUUUGCAGCCAAGAAGAAGAAAAGGAAACUCUUGGAAGACAAGGCGGAAGAGAGCGAGCUGCCGGCUGUGAUCACCGAGGACAAGCCUCAAGGCUUCUGCAAUGAGAAUAGCAUCAACGGGAGCAAGGAGUCGGGAAGCCUGUCCCAGUACUUCUCAGAUACUUUGAAGAGAAGCAAAUCAGGGGACGAUGUCAAACCAUCGAAAGCUGAGGAUGGGAUGGAUGUUGAUGCCCCUCUGUCUUCAGUGCUUCUGGGGCUGAAAGACGUCUCUUCACCACCUCCCAGCCCGGAAGGUGUGAGUGUGGGAUGUGAGAAGGAUCGAUUGAAAGGGCAGACUUCCAAAGGCCCACACGCUGAGGUGACUCGGGCUCCAAGCAAUGGAGACUGGAGCGCCAGCCAGUGCCCAGAGGCUCCCAGAGAGCAAGAUCCUGCCCAGGUCAUGUACUUCUCCAUGAGGGACAUGUACUUAGACACGAUCCAGGCUUCCCAGCAGGAGGAGAAGCCUCAGGGAGGCAGUGACGAGGCCGGCUCCUGGCUCCCAGACCGUGCGGGCAACAGAGGGAAGAGAUUGAGCGAGAGCUUCUCCCCACCUCCUGACCUGAAGGCCCCAGCGAGGGCUUGUGCCUCCAAACAGGCGUCUGAGGAGCUUCAGACCAUGGAAACGUCGGGGACUGAUACAGACAUGACGAUGCCCUCGGUCAUCAUGGAGACGGAAACCGGAGAGACAUGUGACCUGCGUGUUGUUAGUAGGAGGCCACAGCCCUCGGUGGGAGACAAGGUCGGUCCCAGCGAGGGGAGAGACCUGCAGGACUCUGGUGUGAGCUCCGCACGAGGGCCUGACAAAGGACCUGACCAGGGGGUCCACUUCACCUCCUCGCUUGCAUGGCCCAAGGACGGAGCAGAGGCCGGGCAGCCCAGGGCAGAGCCGGGAGAGGGCGGCCUGAGGCCCACGUUCUCCCCACAGCUGGUCUGCGAGGCGCUCGCUGAGGCUGUGGAGGAGGAGGGUCAGGCGGGACCUGACCAGGUAGGUGCUAGCGACACCCAGAGGGAGAUGUUGGAUUUCUUGAAAUCGUCAAAGCAAAACGAGACAACAGCUGAGCGUCCAAUACUGGAAGCAAAGCCACUAAGAGACCCUGAGGACCAAGUGUCUAGUGAGAGAGCUCAGGCCAACAAUCACAGGGAACAUCAGUGUGUGGCAGAGAGGGGAAGCCACGGAAGUCAGGCCAGCCAGGACCACCUAAGAGAUGGCUUUGAACCAAUGGAAGUAACAAUUGACAGCCUUGCCCAGAUUGCUGGCCAGGCUGCCGAGGUGCCCGUGCGCACGGCACAGAGCCGAGAUUCCGUGGAAAACCUGGUCCCAGAGAGAAGGGAGACGAUAAGCACAUGUUCUGUAAGCGAAGCUUUGUUGGGUGGAACUUCCUUAACAAUGAAGGUUCCUUUGGUUGAAGAACGUGUUCCUGAGGCAGUGGCCAGAGGUGAGAAACUGACGGGGAUGAUGGGUGUCCAGGGUGAUGCUGAGAUUACCAAAACCACAAAGCCGGUGGGAUGCGGUGAGGAUGUUGGAUUGGGAAUGUGUGUGCAGGGAGCUGUGGCUGUGGGCUCUCCUGACAAUGCUGAGUCAUUGCUCGCUGGUUUACAGACACCCACUACCUCGAGGGGUGAUAGACCUCCAGCGGUCAUUAGCAAAGUAGCAUUGAACAUCUCAGCUGUUAGUGGGCUGGGCUCACACAUCCAGGACACAGCAGGACUGCAGCCGACUGAUGGCCUCCCGUGUGGGUCACUGCCUGUCCCCGUGAAGCCAUCGGCAGAGACAGAGGUUGGCUGGACCCCACCGAGCGGGUUCCCGGACGGUACCGCGCACAGUGUCUGUACACAAGAAGAGCGAGUGCCUGUGGUUGGUACAGAUGUUGAGCAUGUUAAGGUGUCGCCAUUACCUGUGGCUGUGAGAGAGCCUGAGCCACAGGUGUCUAGUCCAGCAUCACUGUUGAUGGAGAAGGGAGAUGACCAUGCUCUGUGCCCAGUGAGUAGUGCUGGCGAGGAGCCCAGGGUUGGGGGCUUGGGCGGGAGCGAUCCGAAGUCCUUUUCAUCUAAUGGUGAGCAAUUCCCAACCAAGAUGCCUCUUGUGCCAACUGGAGAUCAGACCAAGCCAAGGCUGGCAUUGGCACGAAACGUUAUCGACACCCGACAGACACCUGCACCACCGAUGGCUCUGGACGGUAGCAGGAGAGAGAAUAGAGAAGGCUCCACAGUUCCUUCUGUGCAUGUUGAGGACAAGACUACAGACAAAGCCCCAGUGCCGUGCUCGACGGAGACAGUGGAAGACAAGAGGAAGGAGGUGCCGAAUGGUGGAAGGACGUUGUUGGUAGUGACGGAUGUUCGAAGUGUUGAAAAGGCAUUGGUGAUCAUGGGGGACACAGACACAAACCCCCUCGGGAGUGGGGGUGACCAUGUCCCGGUGAAGAGCGUUCCCGACUCCAGGGCGCCGGAGGUGAGCCGACUGCCGUGCAUCCUGGUGGGAGAUGUUCUGCUCAAAGAAGCGGCAACAACGAGCCAGGCGUCCGAGGAGCUGGGUCACAGGGAGCUGGGGACCCCUCCUGAGCAGGGCAGAGAUCCCAAGCUCAAGCCCAGCGAGAGCCCACCUCCCAUUCCGUCCGCCACCCCUCAGGAGUUGGCCGCUGGAGCCCGGCGCAAGAUAUUUGUCCCCAAAUCCAAGCAAACGGAGAACACCGAGGUGUUGCCAUUGGAUGCUCUUAACAUGCAACCUCAGCCAAGGAAGGAAGAGGCUGGGAGGAGGAUGCAGGAGCUGGUGGAGGACGACCUCUAUCCCCUGCCUCGCAGGAGAAGCAACUCCUUGUUACAGGCUCCGGUGACCCCACCGGCCCCCCAAGCCCCCCGCUGCUCCCCUAUCCCCGCCCGCAGGAUGACCAUGCUCCAGGUCCCCAAGCUUCGCCAGGAGCCGGAGGAGAAGAGCGAGAGCGUGUCAGCAACCAGAGGGGAAACAGUCGCGGAGGUCAAGUCAUCCACUGGGAAAAGUGAGGCCAAAACAGAGGAGGUGAAAUCAACCAAAAACCCCUUUAAAGCUCCUCAGGUGAUCAGGAAGAUCAGAGCCGAGCAGUUUACUGACGCCUCCGGGAACCUGAAGCUCUGGUGUCAGUUCUUCAAUUUGUUGAGCGACUCGACUGUCCGAUGGUUUAAAGAUGGACUUUGUUUGGAUGAACUGAAGCGGAGCGCUGGGGAUGAAAGCCAGUUAGCGCUGGCCAUCGUCCAGGCCUCGGGGAAGGAUUGUGGUGUUUACAAGUGUGUGGUGGAGAAUGAUUACGGCUCCGACAGCACAGACUUCCUGCUCAGCAGUGGAGGGAUGAGCGGAUUUAUUUCCAGGGAAGAUGUUGAAGUGGGCGAGGAAAUCGAAAUGAUGCCUGUGCUGUUCGCUAAAAGUCUGAUGGACUCCGGGUUCUGGGCUGACAAGUUUUUCGGCAGGAUUAUGAUGGAGGAGGUGCAUUUUGGAGCUGGGUUCCUGGGCAAGGCCAGCCGGGUGAAGGUUAUAUACGGGUUAGACCCCAUCUUCGACUCCGGCUCUACCUGUAUCAUCAAAGUGCGAAACUGCAUCGCUUACACCACCAAGAACGAGAACAGCCUGAUUGAGAGAAACCACAGCCUCACUGUGCAGGAAUGCAAGCUGCAGAACACAGCGAGGGAGUACAAUAAAAUCUUUGCUGCCGAGGCUCGAACGAUCAAUACCUUUGGGGUUGUGCCGGAGAUAAUUCCGCUGCACCUGGUCUAUCGCCCGGCCAACAACAUCCCCUACGCCACCAUUGAGGAGGAGCUGAGUGGCCCCUUUGUGAAGUAUUCAAUGAAAGACAAGAAUAUGACGGUGAAAAGUGACUCUGAGAUUGGACACAAGUGCCGGGCUUUCCAGCACUGGAUUUACCAAUGGACAAACGGGAAUUUGUUGGUAACAGACUUACAAGGCGUUGGUCUGAAGAUUACUGAUGUGCGGAUCGCCACUGUUUCCAAAGGGUAUCAAGGUCUUACAGGAAACUGUCCGUCGUCAAUCAUUGAGGACUUUGCUCAUGCCCAUCAGUGUAACUGCUACUGUGAGGCGCUGGCACUGAAGAGCAUCGAGAGUCUCCAACAGUCACUGAAACCUAAGGCAGCCAGGAGCCCACUGCCAGCGAGGAAAGCAUCUCAGUCCAGCCCUCAGGUUCACAGGAAGACACAAGGCAGUCCUCAAGUCCAGAGGAAGGGUCUCUCCAGCCCACAGGCUCCGAGAAAAGGGGUUGCAAGCCCUAAAGUCUCUCGCAAAACGGGCGAUUCCGAGGACUCGCUGUCUGGAGUGAAGCACAAAACUGUGGAAAUACCCAAAUCUGUCCGGCUUCGGUAAACCGGGCCGAUCAGUGGCCGAGAAGGAUGGCGCAAGGGUUUGAAGCACUUUUGCAAGAAAUUUAUUUAUGUGGAUAAAAAAAAACUUGAGUAAAAAUAAGGAUACAAAAAAACAAGAGAGAGAGAGAGAGGAGAAUCAAACUUAGUGUCAUCGUCAGUAAUGUCCGCUGGGAGGUGAUGUCCACAUCAGCCUCUCGCUCGACUACGACAAACCAUUACUCCUUGUGAGGUUGUUCCCAGUAGUUCCAACGAGUGGGUCUGACAACAACAACAACAGCUUGCCUUUCUAUAGCGCCCUUCACGCGGGACAGCGUCUCGGAGAGCUGAAAGCUAAUUAAUCACAAGAGUAAACCUAGAGUGAUUUUUGCAGAACGCAGAGAUUUUGUUUACACAGCAUAAGAGCAUAAGUACAUAAGAAAUAUUAGACGAAAAAAGACCAAGGUCCAUUUAGUUCGCCUUCUACCUUCUUGGCGGUCGCAUGCACAUAUAUCCCGAACUACCUAUUUACUUGUCCCAGGCUAUUUGCUAGUCCUUAUAAUAUAUAGGUUUACAGUUCAUUUUUGCUUUGUUACUCGACCACUAUCUUUUUGAGCAGGAAAGUGUAGAGAGGCGGCAGGCACGCUUAGUUGGCAAGACUGUAGGUGAGAAAUGGCUUAGGACCUGACAGUGCAUGUAUGAACUGACGGGGAAUAUUAGAUGGCUAAUAUUUAAUAUCAGCGAGUANUUUUUUUGAGAGGCAGAUUACGGGUAAAUAAGCUAUUUGGUAUAUAUUAUAAUUCGGCCAAUUAUCCGGACAGCAGAUUAGCUGGGACCAUUAUUGGGAGAUUGACAUGAGUUUUGUUUCGAUAUUAGGUGAUACUGUUAAAAAUUAACUAGCGUUGGGUUGUUUUUGUUUGCGAUCGUCUGGUGGUCACCAAGUGGUUGUGAGCAGUUGCAUCAGAGCACCAAUGCUGGGUUUAUUAAUGACGUACACAGGCCUGUCACGUGAGCUGACAGUCACUUGUUUUAGUGACGUGAAUGAGCUUGUAACUGAGGUGCUAAUUCUGGAUCUCACUGAGCACCGUGAGUGUUGUUGGGAGCAUUACGCUAUCUCUCAGAAAUGCUUCCAAUGCACACAACCCCCUAGACUGUACAUUGUCACAUUAGGUUGCCAACUUCACCCCUACUAAUCUCCUUACAGGGUCUCCUAGGAGCUGAACUGGCUCCCAAGGUGACAUGUUUGGCUACAGAA
Callorhinchus milii (elephant shark) is the source of this 7104-nucleotide messenger RNA. It is a transcript of the gene alpk3a, whose product is annotated as alpha-kinase 3a. Gene Ontology annotation, molecular function: ATP binding; protein serine/threonine kinase activity. The record is from RefSeq and is a predicted model, not a curated record. Gene Ontology annotation, cellular component: nucleus. NCBI's taxonomy places the organism in Eukaryota, Metazoa, Chordata, Chondrichthyes, Chimaeriformes, Callorhinchidae. Gene Ontology annotation, biological process: cardiac muscle cell development; protein phosphorylation. Bases 475 to 5874 code for a protein of 1799 amino acids. The transcript is spliced from 14 exons.